Messenger RNA from Papaver somniferum (opium poppy), 1119 nucleotides. Its product is annotated as serine/threonine-protein kinase EDR1-like. The record is from RefSeq and is a predicted model, not a curated record. Bases 1 to 1119 code for a protein of 372 amino acids. Lineage: Eukaryota; Viridiplantae; Streptophyta; Magnoliopsida; Ranunculales; Papaveraceae. Gene Ontology annotation, biological process: protein phosphorylation. The transcript has 12 exons. Gene Ontology annotation, molecular function: protein kinase activity; ATP binding.
AUGAGGGUGCACCCUUCCCUUGAGAACAUAUGCCCAAGGAAUCCUUUUAGAAAUUCUUCUGAUGGCAAGGAUGCAAGUAAGACUGGUGUCUACAAGAUGAUAACUUCUAGAGUGAAGGGAAUAUCAUGGUCCUGGGAGAGCCAACAAGUCCUGCAGGUUGCGGGUGGCAAUGAAGUCUCUAGAUCCCUGUCCUAUUCUACAAACAGUGAUGGAACAAGCAGCAUAGGCAGUAGAAGCACAAGCAGUAGUAGAAGCAGUCCACGUCGCAAAUUUUAUAUGGAAACAGAUUAUUUGAAUUAUGAUAUCUCGUUGAACAAUUUGACAUUCGGUGAACAGAUUGGGCGAGGUUCAUGUGCAACUGUGUACCAUGGUCUUUGGUGCGGCACGGAUGUUGCAAUCAAAGUAUUUUUGAACUUUGAUUACUCAGAAGACUUGCUAAUGCAACAUUCCUUCAGACAAGAGGUAUUACUGAUGAAGAGGCUGAGGCAUCCAAACGUGGUACUCUUUAUGGGGGCGGUAACUUCACCUCCACAUCUGUGUAUUGUCACUGAGUUCCUUCCACGUGGGAGUUUGUUUCAAUUACUUCGACGUCACAGUACUGCUACUACAUUAAAUUGGAGACGGCGUAUUCUCAUGGCUUUGGACAUUGCACGAGGAAUGAAUUACCUUCAUCAUCACAACCCACCAAUCAUUCACCGUGAUUUGAAGUCAUCAAAUCUUUUGGUUGAUAAGAACUGGAGUGUGAAGGUUGGUGAUUUUGGUCUCUCACGGCUGAAACAUGCAACAUUCCUAACAACAAGCACUGGAAAUGGAACGCUACAGUGGAUGGCUCCAGAGGUUAUCCGUAAUGAGCCAGCAGAUGAGAAGUCGGAUGUAUAUAGUUUUGGAGUUGUUCUAUGGGAGCUUGCCGCACUAAAAAUCCCUUGGAAUGAUCUGAACCCAAUGCAGGUUAUCGCCGCUGUAGGAUUCAUGAACCAACGAAAUGAGAUACCAAAAGAUACUGACCCACACUGGGCAUCUCUAAUCGAGAGUUGCUGGCACAGUGACCCAAAAUGCCGCCCAACAUUCGAGGAAGUGCUUGAAAAGUUGAAAGCUAUGCUGAGACAUAAUUUUGUUUAA